AUGGCUUACUGCUACAUCGACGUUGCGGGAGACGAAGUCUGCGAAGACGAUGCUUGGGACGAUUGGGAACGCUGGGUGGUUCUAGGAACGGUGCUCGGCGGAAUACUUCUUAUUCUCCUGGGCUUUCUACUCUUUGCAUGCAUCACGGCAAGAAAACGACAGAAAGCAGGCACCACGCCAUAUAAGGGAACCGCGUGGACACUGGGGGUCACACCUCCUGGCCAUAACCCUCCAACAUACACGAAAGACGUUGAGAUGGGUCCUCAGCCUCCACCAGCCUAUGCGACGGCUCCCAACGACCAGACUGUCCGACCAGGAUAUGAGCAAGGACAGCCAGUCUACCCACCUGCAGCACAACAGCCCUACCCGCGAGGAGAGUAUGAGGCAACACAGUGA
Messenger RNA from Zasmidium cellare ATCC 36951, 396 nucleotides. RefSeq lists its product as uncharacterized. Lineage: Eukaryota; Fungi; Ascomycota; Dothideomycetes; Mycosphaerellales; Mycosphaerellaceae. Gene Ontology annotation, biological process: vesicle-mediated transport. Bases 1 to 396 code for a protein of 131 amino acids. The record is from RefSeq and is a predicted model, not a curated record. Gene Ontology annotation, cellular component: intracellular membrane-bounded organelle. The transcript has 2 exons.